CUGCAACCUCGAAAUGGUGAACGAACGAAGCCUGUGCCUACACCCUCUCCCCAAACACAUUCCCAGAUGCAGCCCGAUAGCUUACUGCCUCUAUUGCUUCCUCAUCCAAAGUCAACCACGGAUACAUCGAAACUAGAUACCGGCUCCGAUCACUCCUGUUCUUCUAGCCACAUGAAGACCUUUCCCAACUCCAGCUUCUUCAAGGAGAAACGGGCGCCUACACUUCCAACGCCAGCCGAUAUUAGGGCUAUCAACCAGAAGUCGGACAACGUCCUCGCCACAAACUUCAAUCGCCCACAACCUCUUAGGAUCCCGUCACUAGGACUGUUUGUCAAGUAUUGA
Messenger RNA from Ophidiomyces ophidiicola, 342 nucleotides. RefSeq lists its product as uncharacterized. The transcript has a single exon. The record is from RefSeq and is a predicted model, not a curated record. Lineage: Eukaryota; Fungi; Ascomycota; Eurotiomycetes; Onygenales; Onygenaceae. The annotation marks the transcript as partial.